GGAGGAAAGGACGACUUCGUUACGCUUGGAGAAGGGGGCGGGGCCUGCAACGUCGGACAGAACGAGGGGACGCAACGGAGGCAGGCCGGAGCCGCUGCCGUCGCCAUGACCCGCGGUAACCAGCGCGAGCUCGCCCGCCAGAAGAAUAUGAAAAAGCAGAGCGACUCGGUUAAGGGAAAGCGCCGAGAUGACGGGCUUUCUGCUGCCGCCCGCAAGCAGAGUGCCCCAUCAUCUCUACCCCCAGGGACUCGGAGAUCAUGCAGCAGAAGCAGAAAAAGGCAAACGAGAAGAAGGAGGAACCCAAGUAGCUUUGUGGCUUCGUGUCCAACCCUCUUGCCCUUCGCCUGUGUGCCUGGAGCCAGUCCCACCACGCUCGCGUUUUCUCCUGUAGUGCUCACAGGUCCCAGCACCGAUGGCAUUCCCUUUGCCCUGAGUCUGCAGCGGGUCCCUUUUGUGCUUCCUUCCCCUCAGGUAGCCUCUCUCCCCCUGGGCCACGCCUGGGGGUGAGGGGGUUACCCCUUCCCAGUGUUUUUUAUUCCUGUGGGGCUCACCCCAAAGUAUUAAAAGUAGCUUUGUAAUUUC
Mustela erminea (ermine) is the source of this 582-nucleotide messenger RNA. It is a transcript of the gene SERF2, whose product is annotated as small EDRK-rich factor 2. The transcript is spliced from 3 exons. Bases 106 to 507 code for a protein of 133 amino acids. NCBI's taxonomy places the organism in Eukaryota, Metazoa, Chordata, Mammalia, Carnivora, Mustelidae. The record is from RefSeq and is a predicted model, not a curated record.